GGACGUGGCUGGAAAGCGAGCGGUGCGACAGGUGCUGGACGGAGGAAAGGGCGGCAGCGCGCCGGGACUCAGUGGCGGAAAGGGAAGAGAGAUGCGACUCCCUUCUGCAGAUCGUAGAGGACGCUAACCGAAUCUGGACAGUGGGGUGACCAUAUGGCCAGGAUCAGUUUUUCCUGCCUGUGUCCAGCAUCUUGGCACUUCACUGUGCCUUCAGUGAGCCUUUGUCUCCGUCAGCGUUUUGCCCUGGUACUCCUGUUAUUUGCAGUCUCUCUUCUACUGAUUGUGGCAAUUAAAAAUCUGUGGCAUUGGAAAGCUGAUUCCCGGGAUUGGCAGUUUGAAAGGUAUUUAGCACGAUAUCGCGCCUUGGAGGCAACAGACACGAAGAAUCCAGCUCUGAGUUACGGGGUGGUUGUUGACUGUGGGAGCAGUGGGUCCCGGGUCUUUGUGUAUUAUUGGCCACCACACAAUGGGAAUCCUCAUCACUUACUUGACAUCCGACAAAUGCGAGAUCACAGCAGUGAACCUGUGGUCAAGAAGAUCAAACCAGGGAUUGCUACACUGGCAAAAACUCCAGAGAAGGCUAAUGAAUAUAUGAAGCCACUGCUCACUUUUGCUGCUGCCUAUGUACCCAAAGUCAAGCACAAAGAGACACCGCUCUACAUUAUGUGUACAGCAGGCAUGAGGCUGUUGCCUGACAAGCAGCAGGAGGCCAUCCUGGAGGACUUGGUGAGGGACUUACCUUUGGAUUAUGACUUCCUCUUCUCGGAAUCUCAGGCAGAAGUAAUUUCAGGGAAACAAGAAGGUGUCUAUGCUUGGAUAGGCAUCAACUUCGUCCUAGGCAGAUUUGAUCAUGCGGAAGAGGAAGAUGCAGUGAUUUCUGUGACCCUGUCAGGUCAAGAAGAGCCCAUGCUCCGAAAAAGAACAGUUGGUAUCCUCGACAUGGGAGGUGCUUCCCUUCAAAUAGCCUAUGAGGUGCCAAGCUCAACCUUCUUUUCUUCCCCACAGCAGGAGGAAGCUGCCAAAAGCUUUCUUGCGGACUUCAACUUGGGAUGUGAUGUGCAACACACAAAUCAUGUGUAUCGGGUCUAUGUCAAUACUUUUUUGGGCUUUGGAGGCAACUUUGCUCGGCAACGAUAUGAAGAACUGGUGCUGAAUCAGACAAUCGUUCGCAACAGGUUGCGCAGUGUACAGAUAGGCAUGAAUCCUGAAGUGCCAGUCUUAGACCCAUGCCUGCCAAUGGGACUAGAGGAUGUUGUGGAUAAAGGUGGGCAGGCAAUGCAUGUCAAGGGUCAAGGUAAUUGGAGGAGCUGUGCAGAACAACUGCGCCCCCUGUUGGCUGGAGACAACAGUAGUGGAAGUUCUUUGAGUAAUUCCUAUCAGGCAUCUAUUGAUUUUACGAACAGUGAAUUCUACGGGUUCUCAGAAUUCUACUACUGCACUGAUGACGUGCUACGUCUAGGAGGACCUUAUCAAAGCAGUGCAUUCACACGUGCUGCCCAAGAUUAUUGUAGCCUGAGCUGGUCAGUAUUGCUACAGAGAUUCCAAGACAAGCUUUACUCACCACAUGCAGACCUCCACCGUGUUAAGUACCAAUGCUUCAAGUCAGCUUGGAUGCACCAGGUUCUGCAUGAAGGAUUCCAUUUCCCCAAAGAUUACUCUAGCUUGCGAACAGUGCAGUUGUUAUAUGACCGAGAAGUGCAAUGGACAUUGGGAGCCAUUCUUUAUAAAACCCGCUUUUUACCUCUCAGGGACAUCCAACGGGAGAGCUUCCAUCAGUCGCACAGCUCUUGGUUCCAUCUUUCCUUUGUCUACUAUCUGUUCUUUGGAUGUAUUCUUGUGGUGACGCUUGCAAUUGGGCUCUACCUCUUCCGUCUGCGCCGUAUCCACCAGCCGCCAUUGCAGUCAGCACCCCUUGAUCUGCUGUGGCUAGAAGUUGUACCACUGCCAGCCCAGGAAGAAGGCUCCUGACAAAAGAAUGCUAUCAGGACGAUCUCAGUGACUGUCCAGUGUUUCCUUAUUGGCACUGGUUUUUAACAGACCAAAAGCUGUGAUUCCCCUUUUUCCCCCCAGUCCAGAAUACUGUAGCACUCCUCAUUAGCCUCAGAGUGGCUGCUCAAUAAUACUCUACCCCAAGGGCCUUGGCUGCCAGGGGACUUCAGAUUGUGUCUGAAGUUCUUAGCUGGGGUAGGACAAUCACGUUGCAGGUAUUACAGGGCAAGGACCAAAGGUUCGCUUCCAUCCCUAUUGGAGUUGGAAACAGUAUCAAUGCAAAUGACCAAAGAAAACUACUCAGGAAAAGGUGGGUGAGAGAACUUUCCAUGGGAGAUUUGCAGGACCAAGCAGCUUUUCUGAGGGAUCUUCUGCAAAGGAAAGUGAAGAGCUCAUACUGGUGCUUGGCCUCUGUUUCGAAAAGAGGCUUCUUGUACCAGUGGCUGAGAGAGGACAAUGUUUGAAAAUGGACGAUCCAUUGGACAAAAAGCCCACUCUUUCAAAACAAGAAGAAAAAGAAGCUAUAAUUGGCUGCUACUUUCUGCCUUCUUUUUCCACUUGUGGUUUUCGAGGAACUGAAUUUUGCUCAUAUAGAGCAUGGAGAUUUUGUCAGAUUUCCUAUUACAUACAUGAUGAAGGUUGGCUCAUUGUUGAUGCUCCUUCCUUGGGCACUUCAUCUAUUUCUAGUAUUGCAGAAAACUAUUUUGAAAUACAAAACCAUUCUGGAUAACUGUCUAAAUCAACGGUGGGCUACAUUUCAUAAUGUAUUUGUUUGAAUACUUGAAAUCCAGUUAACUGUAGCAAUAAAUUAUAUUGAGCUACCUAAUCAGAGUUUCUUGAAACCAUCUUUGAUGUUUCUUUUUCAUAGCCCAAGGGGCUACACAAGCCAUUAUUCCUCAUGUGCCUUUCUACCUGGUUGAAGAUCUAAAGGGAAAAAAUACUUUUUAAAAAAAUGUUGGAAUGCUUGCGCAGAAUAAACUCUUGCAUU
Messenger RNA from Protobothrops mucrosquamatus (brown spotted pit viper), 2977 nucleotides. RefSeq names its product ectonucleoside triphosphate diphosphohydrolase 7 (gene ENTPD7). Gene Ontology annotation, cellular component: membrane. Gene Ontology annotation, biological process: nucleoside diphosphate catabolic process. Bases 154 to 1968 code for a protein of 604 amino acids. NCBI's taxonomy places the organism in Eukaryota, Metazoa, Chordata, Lepidosauria, Squamata, Viperidae. Gene Ontology annotation, molecular function: nucleoside diphosphate phosphatase activity. The record is from RefSeq and is a predicted model, not a curated record. The transcript has 13 exons.